This is a messenger RNA of Zalophus californianus (California sea lion), 1600 nucleotides long. Its product is annotated as serine protease 52-like. NCBI's taxonomy places the organism in Eukaryota, Metazoa, Chordata, Mammalia, Carnivora, Otariidae. The transcript is spliced from 6 exons. Gene Ontology annotation, molecular function: serine-type endopeptidase activity. The record is from RefSeq and is a predicted model, not a curated record. Gene Ontology annotation, biological process: proteolysis. The coding region runs from base 656 to 1600 and encodes 314 amino acids.
GCCUGUAGAGAUGCAAUUAGUAGAGAGAAGACAUUAGUAGAGAUGAUAUUAGCAGAGAAUUAAAAUCAUGGGCUUGGUAUUUGCCAGGUCCUGUUCUAGGAUACACACAUUAUCUCAUUAAUCCUCCCAACAAUAUAAUGAUGUAUUAUUGUUAUCUCCAUUGUACAGAUGAGUAAUCUGAGGCUCAAAGUUCAGUAGCUCCCCAAAGAUCCCCUUGGUGAUGUGAGUUUUCUUCUUUAGGAGUCCGAGGCUAUCCUCACUCUGCCGUAUCACCUGAGCUGUUUGGACCAGAAGCUUCGGAUCCUUUCUCCUGGGGAGUGGCUUCAGCUCUUUUGUCCUGAUGCAUUAGAGAAUCUGAGAUGCCUCGACUUACAGGAUCCCAACUGGUGUGGAGACCUCUUACUCUCUUGCCUCUGGCCCCCAGUUCCACAUCCCAAAAGAUUGGCUCAUGGAAAUCAUCAGGUCCUGGGUGCAGGAUGCCACUUGGUUGCCUUGUCUGGACCAUGACUGCUUCACCCAGUGCCCCAUUGUGACCUUGAUUGUCAGGCUUUCAGAUAGUAGACACAGAGAGCAAAACCAGACUUGGUCCCUCUGAAUUGAAUCUGCACAGUCUCACCUGAAGGCUUUCCAUUGACUUGAGUAAAGACCAGGGCCAAUGAAAGGAUGGAAAGAUGGAAGAGUGGUACUUCUGCUGCCCAUCACCCUGCUGCUGCCCUGGGCACACAGCUCCCUAGCACUGACAUGUGGCCAAAGAAAAAGUAGCAAACCUGAGAAAUCAGAAACUUUGGGAAUCAUAGGCGGGGAACCUGCAGACCUUACAGAUUUUCCAUGGCAGGUGAGUAUUCUUUACUACGGGAAACAUCUCUGUGGAGGAUCAAUCCUCAGCAUGUGGUGGAUUUUAACUGCGGCCCAUUGCUUCAUAAACAGAAGUAGAUCUGGCUUGGAGAUUAUACAUAGUGAAAGAAGCAUUGGCACCAAGAACUCGAAGAGGAUGAAAGUGGACAAGCUAAUUACUCACCCUUAUUUUGACAGCUGGUUCUUGGAUAAUGACAUUGCUUUGCUCUUGCUCAAAUCUCCUUUUAAGUUGGAUGCCCAGAAAGUACCCAUCUGCCUUUCAGAGGUCACUGACAUAGAGAGAUGGCGAAACUGCUGGGUGACUGGAUGGGGUAUUACCAUUCCUAUGCAAAGUACAAGUCAACAGCUGAACAAAGUCAACAUCAACUUGGUCAAACGGGAAAUGUGCUCCUCUGUUAUGACUGUGCUCACCAAGAACAUGUUGUGUGCUGGGAACACUCAAGAAGGGAAGGACUCCUGCCAGGGUGACAGUGGGGGGCCUCUGGUUUGCCAGAAAAAAGACAACCAAAGCAUAUGGUACCAGGUGGGCAUUGUCAGCUGGGGAGAGGGCUGUGGCCGGAAGAAAAAGCCUGGAGUGUAUACGAAGGUGUCUAAUUAUCUGUUAUGGAUUAACAUGGAGACCACGCUGUCAGGAAGGCCCUACAUGCAUGAGCCAGACUCUGGCUAUCACCGGGUCGAGAGCCCCAUUAAAUACUGUUUUGGGCUCUCAGAGAUCAUGUGGAACAAUGCUAUGAUUCAGGAUUAG